Molecule: messenger RNA, 2277 nt
Organism: Penicillium cinerascens
Lineage: Eukaryota; Fungi; Ascomycota; Eurotiomycetes; Eurotiales; Aspergillaceae
Product: putative sugar hydrolase
Exons: 5
Coding region: 1-2277 (758 amino acids)
Biological process (GO): carbohydrate metabolic process
Molecular function (GO): carbohydrate binding; hydrolase activity, hydrolyzing O-glycosyl compounds
Source: RefSeq, a predicted model, not a curated record
AUGAGAUUCACGGAAGGAAUGUGGCAUCUGAAGGAGGGCGUACGCAUCGAAUGGAUGAGUAAUGUUGAGCGCCUGCGCGUCGAGCAGGAGACGGUUGAUCUGCUGCUGAACAAGGUGCAACGGCAUCGGGGCGACACUUUGAACUCGCCUACCAUUUCUGCGAAAGUGACGUCGCCAUUGGAAGGGAUUAUCGGCGUUAAGCUCGUCCAUUGGGCCGGUCAAGUCGACAGCGGCCCGCACUAUGAGCUACAGACUCAAACUGGCCAUGCAUCCAUCACCCACGACAAGGAAGCCGGCAAUCUCACCUACACAAGCGGCCCCCUCAACCUCGUUAUAAACACAAGCCCCAACGAACUAGGCUUCACAUUCCAAACCCCAGCCAACAAAAAGCUAACCGGCCACGCAUUUCGCUCAAUCGGCUACGUCGCCGACCAACGCAGCGCACCCUAUAACCACGCAGACGGAAUCUACGUUACACGCCAAGGCUACAUGCUCACCGAGAUGGACCUUGGCGUCAACGAAAAGAUAUACGGCCUCGGCGAACGGUUCAGCCCACUAGUCAAAAACGGCCAGACAGUUGAUAUCUGGAACGAAGAUGGCGGAACCAGUUCCGAGCUCGCGUACAAGAACAUCCCAUUCUACAUGUCCUCCAAAGGAUACGGGGUCUUCGUGAACCAUCCGGGCAAAGUGAGCCUGGAAGUUCAAUCCGAGCGGACGACGAGAGUGAAUAUCUCCGUUCCUGGCGAGGAGGUUGAGUAUUUUGUCGUUUAUGGGCCCAGGCCGAAAGACGUGUUGAGAAGGUAUACGGCUUUGACGGGACAGCCGGGCUUGGUGCCGGCCUGGAGCUACAAUCUGUGGUUGACGACUAGUUUUACGACGAAUUAUGACGAGGGGACUGUUAGUGGGUUCUUGGAUGGGUUUGAGAAGAGGGGAAUCCCGUUAGGGGUAUUUCAUUUUGACUGUUUCUGGAUGAAGAGUUAUCAGUGGUGUGAUUUCGAGUUUGAUGAGGAGAUGUUCCCUGAUGCGGGUGGCUAUCUUUCUAGGCUGAAGGAGAGGGGGUUGAGAAUUAGUGUUUGGAUUAAUCCGUACGUUGGGCAAGCGUCGCCACUGUUCGAGGAGGGGAGGAAGAAGGGGUUCUUCAUCAAGCGCACCGAUGGAUCGGUCUGGCAAUGGGACAUGUGGCAGGCUGGAAUGGCCGUCGUCGACUUCACCAAUCCAACAGCGUGUGACUGGUACAGCAGCCACCUGAAGCGACUUAUGAAGAUGGGUGUCGACAGUUUCAAGACCGAUUUCGCGGAACGAAUUCCGGUCAAGGGAAUCAAAUACCACGACAACUCGUCCCCGGAGCGAAUGCAUAACUACUACGCCCUGCUGUACAACCGCGUCGUGUACGACACACUCAGCGCACACGUCGGCCCAACACAAGGCCUCCUCUUCGCACGCAGCUCCGCACCGGGAGGACAAAAGUACCCAGUGCACUGGGGCGGAGACUGCGAAAGCACCUUCGAAGCAAUGGCCGAGUCCCUUCGCGGCGGUCUCAGCCUGAGCCUCAGUGGAUACAUCUUCUGGGCGUCAGACAUCGGUGGGUUCGAAGGGACGCCCCCACCAGCACUGUACAAGCGGUGGGUGCAGUUCGGGCUGUUGUCGACACACUCGCGACUGCAUGGGUCAUCAUCAUUCCGGGUGCCGUGGAUCUACGGUGAAGACUGCUCGGCCGUGUUGCGGGACUGUGUAAAGCGCAAGAUUCUGCUGACGCCGUAUAUUUUGCAGGAGGCGUUGAGGGGGCAUAGGGAGGGGACACCGUUGAUGAGGGCGAUGUUCCUGGAGUUCCCGGAGGACCUGAAUACGUAUGCUGUUGAUACGCAGUAUAUGUUUGGGCCCAAUCUGCUGGUUGCGCCGGUGUUUGAUGAGAGGGAGGUAACCUUCUAUGUGCCUAAAUGUGAAGAUGAUGGUGCUGGGAAGUGGGUUUCGUGGUUUGAUCAUAGCAAGACUUAUGAAAGUGGACAGUGGUAUACGGAGACUCAUGGGUUUGAUACGCUGCCGCUGUUAAUUCGACCUGGCUCGGCGACAGUCGUCAAUCCCGAGUUGAAGGUGCCGGAGGACGACGCGAUCUCGGGAAUUCAGUUGUUGGUUAAUGGCACUUUGCGUGAAGAGACCACGGUGGAGAUUGUGAAUCCAAGCCAGACGAACGAGGUUCUCAAGACGCUUCGGGUCUCUUAUGCAGAUGGGAAAGUCCAGUGUGAGGAUCCUUCAGUCGAGGUCGUCUAUGUUGGGUGA